Acaulospora colombiana is the source of this 315-nucleotide messenger RNA. Lineage: Eukaryota; Fungi; Glomeromycota; Glomeromycetes; Diversisporales; Acaulosporaceae. The record is from the annotation of a GenBank genome assembly.
AUAUUUUGCGCGGUUCAUCCGGUGAUUCCAUGGGUGGCGUUACUCAGGUUCAAUUCUCACCUGAUGGUUACUAUCUAUUUUCGGCGUCACGACGAGACAAUAACAUCCGUUGUUGGGAUAUACGAAACUCUGGCGAUGUUCUGUAUAGUUUGUUUAGGCAAGGAGAUACAAAUCAGAGACUAACUUUUGAUAUCGAAAAAAGUGGUCGAUUUUUGAUUACAGGGGAUCAGGUUGGGAAGAUUCUGGUCUAUGAUUUAAAAAAUCAUUCUGAAGAUAACACUUCAAGGUUGAUAUCAGAAAUGACCGGUCACGAUG